CGCCGGCGGGGAGCGGGCGGGAAAUCGGCGGCGCGGAGCUGUGAGGGACGUGCGGCAGCCCGGGGGCGGGAGCGGUCUGCAUGCAGAGGAUUGUCUCUAACCUGCCAUCUGCGUUCUUUGACGUUCGGGUUGGUGUGCUGACGGGCUAAACACGAGGUGAAUUAGAAUGUCAAUAGUUGCAGUCCAGCUUGGCCAGUGUGGUAACCAAAUUGGUCAUGAGGUGUUUAACACCAUCUGUGCCGAUGUCCGUGGCACACACGGGUUGUGUUCCAAGAAGGAGAAUGAAGCCUACCACCAUGCUUGUACAGAACGGUUUUUCAGCGAGGCAGAGUCUGGAGUACCUGUUGCCCGGGCUGUGCUUGUUGACAUGGAACCUAAAGUAAUCAGCCAAACUUUAUCGAUAGCUGCCCGGUCUGGCCACUGGAAAUACGAUGAUCAGUCGCACUUCUGUCAGAAACAAGGGUCUGGGAACAACUGGGCAAAUGGUUACUCUGUUCACGGGCCUAGAAACAAAGAAGUAAUCAUGAAUCUAGUGCAAAAAGAAGUAGAGAAGUGUGACCGACUCAGUGGAUUUUUCACAAUAAUGAGCAUGGCUGGUGGUACAGGUUCUGGCCUCGGAGCAUUUGUGACUCAGUGUUUAAGAGAUGCUUUUCCAAGCUCGUUUAUACUAAACCACGUUAUCUGGCCCUAUGGCACUGGUGAGGUCAUUGUUCAAAACUACAACUCUGUUUUGACUCUGUCACAUCUGUAUCAGUCAUCAGAUGCUCUUCUUGUUCAUGAAAAUGAUGUCAUCCACAAGAUCUGUGCUCAGCUGAUGCACAUUAAACAGAUCUCCUUCAGGGAUGUAAAUCAAGUCAUUGCACAUCAACUGGGGAGUGUUUUCCAGCCUGCUCACACAGCAGAAGCUGGAUUUCACUACAGCAGAAACCCUUUAGGAGACUUAAUGGAAACUUUAGUUCCACAUCCUGAAUUCAAGAUGUUGGGUCUCCGUAACAUACCUCAGAUGCCUGAAAACUGCCUUGCAUAUAGCACGUUCAGUUGGCCUGGACUCCUCAAACAUCUGAGGCAAAUGCUCAUUGCUAAUGCUAAAAUGGAGGAAGGUAUUGAUUGGCAAGUACGGCCACCAUGCCCAGGCUCCUCUAUCUCCUCCAGUCACUCCACAAAGAAGCUGCUGCAUUUCAAUACUUCCAUUGCCAACCUGGUCAUCCUGCGAGGAAAAGAUACACACAGUGUAGACUUAGGAAGUUUCCGAGAUCCCUCAUUAUAUACAUCAUGGCUAAAUCCUCAGGAUGCUUUUAAUGAGUGGAAAACCCCAAGAGCAUUUAAUAAGUAUGAAAAGUCUGCUUCUCUGGUUAGCAAUAGCCAGUUCCUGCUGAAACCUCUUGACAAUGUUGUAGGAAAAGCUUGGAAUAUGUUUGCUUCCAAAGCCUACGUUCACCAGUACACUAAGUUUGGAAUUGAAGAGGAGGAUUUCUUGGACAGUUUCACAGCUCUGGAACAAGUUAUCUCCAGUUACACCAACCUUUGAUUUUUGAAAUGGUUUCUUCCUGAAAGAACCCAGCACUGGAAGACCUUCCAUCAACUAUCAAAUAUAUAAAUUACUGGACUACAACUAUUUGUUAAUCUUGUGAGCAAGGCAUGUAUUAGAAUCAAACUGGAUGAGAACUGAGUAUGUUUAUAUGCACAGAUAUUAUUCUUAUUUAACAGAUAUAGUAGCUGUUUUCCAAUACAGCUGAUAUCUGCUGUAGCUUAAUCUUUGAAUGUCAUUUUCAGAACUUGCAUAUUUUUAAUAAAGAAUUUCUAUACAGAA
Tympanuchus pallidicinctus (lesser prairie-chicken) is the source of this 1810-nucleotide messenger RNA. RefSeq names its product tubulin delta 1 (gene TUBD1). NCBI's taxonomy places the organism in Eukaryota, Metazoa, Chordata, Aves, Galliformes, Phasianidae. Gene Ontology annotation, biological process: mitotic cell cycle; microtubule cytoskeleton organization. The record is from RefSeq and is a predicted model, not a curated record. Gene Ontology annotation, cellular component: cytoplasm; microtubule. The transcript is spliced from 9 exons. The coding region runs from base 167 to 1528 and encodes 453 amino acids. Gene Ontology annotation, molecular function: structural constituent of cytoskeleton; GTP binding.